AUGGUGCUCAUUCAAAACUGGUAUCCCCCAUCGCGGGCCAAUUGGGAGCUUCUCGUGAACGGAUUUCAAUAUUUCCCUCUCAUAACACUCGUUCAAUGGGCAAUUAAAUGGUAUCCAGCAGGCAAAACAUCAACAACAAACCGCUUUAACAUCCCUGGGAAAAUCGCUUGGAUCACGAUGGAAGCACCAGGGUUUUUGACGUUAUUAUAUGUCAUGAACACGCUUCCCGGAGAACUAGGCCUCAAAUCCUUACCGUGGGAGAAUAAAGCUAUGGGUGGUUUAUUCACAAUCCACUACAUCUACCGCUCCAUCAUCUCCCCCCUACUCAACCCAUCCAUGUCCCCCAUCCACCCCCUCGUCUGGGCCUUCGCCAUCGCAUUCCAAGUCGUAAACGGGCUGUCAAUCGGCGGCUACCUCGGCGGCCACGGCCCAACCACGCGUUUCGACUGGCAAGGGCGCGCGGACUUCAAGACCGGCGGACGCAUGGAGCUCGGCAUGAUGAUCUGGGGACUCGGCUUCAUCGCGAACGUCUGGCACGACGACGAGCUCCGCGAGAUUCGACGGGCCGCGAAGCGCAAUCUGCAGAGGAAGAUGGCGAAGGGAGAGGGGAAGGUGGAUAAGGUGUAUAUGAUGCCACAGAAUGGAUUGUUUAAUUAUAUUCUGUAUCCGCAUUAUUUCUGUGAGUGGAUUGAGUGGGCGGGUUUUUGGCUGAUGGCUGGGCCGGGUGCGACGCCGAUGAGGAAUUUCGUUGUGAAUGAGGUUGCGACGAUGUUGCCGAGGGCGGUUAGUGGGCGAAACUGGUAUAUUGAGAGGUUUGGGAAGGAGAAGGUUGGGAGUCGGAAGGCUAUCUUGCCGGGGAUUCUUUGA
Glarea lozoyensis ATCC 20868 is the source of this 867-nucleotide messenger RNA. Its product is annotated as steroid 5 alpha-reductase. Bases 1 to 867 code for a protein of 288 amino acids. Lineage: Eukaryota; Fungi; Ascomycota; Leotiomycetes; Helotiales; Helotiaceae. Gene Ontology annotation, molecular function: 3-oxo-5-alpha-steroid 4-dehydrogenase activity. The transcript has 3 exons. Gene Ontology annotation, cellular component: membrane. Gene Ontology annotation, biological process: steroid metabolic process. The record is from RefSeq and is a predicted model, not a curated record.